Morus notabilis is the source of this 1885-nucleotide messenger RNA. RefSeq lists its product as uncharacterized. Gene Ontology annotation, molecular function: cysteine-type deubiquitinase activity. The coding region runs from base 180 to 1196 and encodes 338 amino acids. Gene Ontology annotation, biological process: protein deubiquitination; endoplasmic reticulum unfolded protein response. The transcript has 5 exons. The record is from RefSeq and is a predicted model, not a curated record. Gene Ontology annotation, cellular component: cytosol; nucleus. Lineage: Eukaryota; Viridiplantae; Streptophyta; Magnoliopsida; Rosales; Moraceae.
CCAAUUCCAUAAAAUGGUUCUCUACGCCGCCAUGAUUCUCAGACCCUGCAAUCAGUACUAGUUCUCGAAUAAGUUUGUCACUGUUCCCAUUUUUAAUUUGCAUUUUAGCCUCCAAUGGGUGCGUAGGAUAACGCCUACAUCACGUCAGUAGCGCACGAUAGCCUCAAACCAUCUCGGUGAUGCUCGCUGUACUCUGCGCUCGCUCCAAGCCCAGAAUCCUCAGCACCUUCCUUUCCUCCUUCGCCCACGCCUCGGCGGUUCACCACAACUACCCCCAUCAGAACAACGGCCGGUUUUUCUCCGGUCCGGUUCUAUUCGGCGAUGACGUCGGCCGCCGUCGCCGCCACUCCAGCGCCUGCCAGCUCGGCGCGUCGUGCGGCGGAGCGGCGUCUAUCUGGCACGCCAUCCUGCCAUCGUCCGGCGCUGGCGGUCGGAGGUUCGAUCGUUGGAGGCUGCCGGCGAUCCAUUUCGAGCUCCUGAAGGGGGAGGGCUCGUGGAACGCCGCGGUCGACGCUCGCCCGGCGCGUUGGCUCCACCGCGCUGACUCCGCUUGGCUUCUCUUCGGCGUCUGCGCGUGCCUCGCGCCGGCGACUCUCGACGUCGUCGGUGGUGGCGAUGGCGAGGACGUGAGCUCCGAGACGCCGGCGGUUGUUUCGGAACAGAGACUUGUCGUUUCUUCCGCCUCAGAUGGGUCGUUUUCCGGUGCGAACAUCGAUAGCUCCGCCGAUUAUAGAGUUACAGGGGUGCUAGCGGAUGGUCGGUGCCUGUUUAGAGCGAUAGCUCAUGUGGCUUUCUUGAGGAAUGGGGAGGAAGCUCCUGAUGAAAAUCGUCAGAGAGAACUCGCUGAUGAAUUAAGAGCUCAAGUUGUGAAUGAGCUCUUAAAGAGGCGUGAGGAGUCGGAAUGGUUUAUUGAAGGUGAUUUUGAUGCAUAUGUGAAAAAUAUUCAACAACCUUAUGUUUGGGGUGGAGAACCAGAACUGCUCAUGGCUUCUCAUGUUUUAAAGACGCCAAUUUGGGUGUUCAUGAGAGAUAGAAGCACUGGGGCUUUGGUGAACAUAGCAAAGUACGGUGAAGAAGAGUAUGGAAAGGAUGAACAGAAUCCCAUCAAUGUUCUGUUUCAUGGGUAUGGUCACUAUGACAUCUUGGAGACUCCUUCGGACAAAAGCUGUCAGAAAACUGCAUGUGUACAUGGUUGAUUUUGGUUCGUUUGAGAAAUAACUAGAAUAAAUCAAACUCACGAUAGGAGAGUUUCCACAAAUUGGCAACCUGUGUCAAGUUCCAAAAUACUUUUCUGCAGUGACCUGCACUCAAGCAUUUGGCUUGUUCAAAUUUUUGCAGAUUUCUCAUUUUCUCCAAAGAAUUUGGUAUACACAUUGACCUGAGUACAACUUUAGGAAGUUUCCUGGUUAUCUUUCUAAUUAUCAGUUGCAUUCUCACAUUUUCUUUUCACCUCUUUUUGGGUUGUUUUGCACAAUUUUAGUUUCUAGGAAUCACUUCUUACUUUCCCUCCAGUCCAACGCGGAUUGAAGAUGCGACUAGCAAAAAUUCAGAAACUCGAAACCGCCCCCACCUGCCAAAGUAGGUGGCGGGUUGAAAAACUGCCUAAAAUAGGUGGAUGAUGACAUGGCCCUGUUUGGUUGGGCGGGGGCGGGGUGGGUUGUUUUAACGGUUUAGCAGGUUUGAUGAACACCCCUUAGUCGGUGGAUAGCAAGAUUUUCAUAUUUCUAAAGUGGGCACUGCCCAUUGCAUUUGCAGCAUCGUUGAUACAUAUUAAUGGGUCUGUUUACCCUAUAGCAGUUGAAAGCAGUACGGUGGAAUUUAUUCUUUAAAAUGUGUCAUAAGGUGCUAAUAUAAACGAAUCAAUGAUAUAUUCUAUGAAGUUUUU